Messenger RNA from Fusarium oxysporum Fo47, 813 nucleotides. RefSeq lists its product as uncharacterized. The transcript has a single exon. The record is from RefSeq and is a predicted model, not a curated record. Lineage: Eukaryota; Fungi; Ascomycota; Sordariomycetes; Hypocreales; Nectriaceae. The annotation marks the transcript as partial.
AUGACCCCUAAGCUUCCAUCUGCGCGCAAACGCGGUAGGCCGUCACUGAACGGCGCCUCAUCACCACCAGAUUAUCCAACCCAGCGAGCGUUACACGCAGCGCAGCGCAUUCAUCAAGCAUGUGGCAUGUGGCCAACUGAGUUCUGCAAAGGUUUUGUACCUGAGACUUGGGGUAUUCGACUUAUCGAGGGCCUUUCCGCGUUGGUCUCUCUGGUAGUGGCUGCUGAGAACGUGGAGCUCGACGAGCUGCGCCGUAGAUUGAAGGUUUUCGCUACUAGCCAUCCGCGCUCAGAUCGACCGCGACUUCGUAAGUCAGAUAUUGCAAAGGUGCGAGAGUGGUUACGCAGGAUGGGAAUUGAUACUAAACAAACACGGCGAUGGAAUGGACGUGCGGAUGAUCAAGUUGAUGAGGAUAAGACUGCGGACAGUGAAGGAACCAAGGCAAACUAUGAACCGGUUGAUGAGAUUAUCGCGUUAGGCUCUCAACAAGAUCUCAUCGAAUACGAAUAUGAAGAUGAAGAAGAGGCUAAAGAAGAUCCCGACUUGAAUGUCGAAGAGGAAGAGAGCGCCUCUCAUGAACGAAACCUUUGGUCGCGAAGCAGAGACAUGGGUGAUAUUCCGGAUGAUGAGCCUAUGGAGGGCACCAUGGCGGUCAAUCCUAGGUCUGCGCCGGCCAAAACCAAUGGGCAAUCCAGAGGCAGUCCUAUCGCCUCCAACUCAGGCUCCCACGCAGCCGAGUCGAGCGCUCGCCUUCGGCGCAGCUUUCGACCACCAUGUCGCUUGGUCCAUGAUACCCCCCAGAGCUCUAUUCGC